Molecule: messenger RNA, 1776 nt
Organism: Cavenderia fasciculata
Lineage: Eukaryota; Evosea; Eumycetozoa; Acytosteliales; Cavenderiaceae
Exons: 3
Coding region: 1-1776 (591 amino acids)
Molecular function (GO): metal ion binding; acid phosphatase activity
Source: RefSeq, a predicted model, not a curated record
AUGAAGAGUGUACUAUUACAAUUGUUGCUUGUUGUAGCCAUCGUCAUUGUCGGUGUAUCUCAAGCACAAACACCAAACUCCGAAGCUGUAAUUACUGCAUCUCCAACUGUACUUUCAACAACAGGUGAUUUUGUAGAAUUAAAGUGGACUGGUAUGACAUCACCAACACCGUAUGAUAUCAUUGCUAUCUACUAUCCACCAGAGUCUAAUCCACUUACUCCAAUUGGUUUCCUUAUGAUGUCAAAUGCUACUUCAUGGAAACAAGGAUAUGGAAGUGUAAGUGUACCAUUGGUAAAUGUUCGUUCAGAAUAUGUAUUUAGAGUAUGGACACCUGGAAAUUCAACUGGGUCAAUGAAGAUUAAAGGUCUUAAUUUCACUACCGUUGCAACUAGCAAUCAAGUGACAUUUGAGAAUUUGAAUGAACCAAGCAAGGCAUACUUGUCAUUGACCAACAUUACUAGUGAGAUGCGUCUGAUGUUUGUGUCGGGCACUAAUGAUACACCCGUCGCAUACUAUGGUACCGACCCAUCGAACCUCGACCACGUUGCCUAUGGCACAACAGUCACCUACUCGAUCACACAAAUGUGUGCAGCACCUGCCAACGACACUGACUAUUUCCGUGACCCCGGCUAUAUCCACGAUAUCGUCAUGGCCGGCUUGAACCCCGCUUCACAGUAUUUCUACCAGUUUGGUAGCAAGGGUAGUGGAAUGUCGGCAAACACUUACAACUUUAUGUCAGCACCAGAACUUGGCACAGAAGCCUUUAUCGUAGCGUUUGGUGAUUUGGGUUUGCAGACACAGUUUAUUGGUAAUCUGGAGACACAACCACCAUCGAUCAAGACUGUUGCCAAUAUAUACACCACUGUCACUACUCCACCCGCACAAUCAUCGUUCUUUAAAAAGAUUGGUAAGGAGAUCUCUGAAGACAGCAAUAUUCCACCACCUUGGAAUAUUCACCAUAUCGGUGAUAUCUCGUAUGCACGUGGCAAGGCCUUUGUAUGGGACUAUUACCACGACAUGAUUGAAGAGGUUGCUAGCAUGUCAUCGUGGCAAGUAACCAUCGGUAAUCACGAGUACGACUAUGUCGGCCAGCCAUUCGCACCUUCAUGGUCCAACUAUGGCAGCGACAGCGGUGGCGAGUGCGGUGUGCCCUACAGCGUGCGUUACCACAUGCAAGGUGCCGAGGGUACCCCCCAACGUAACCUCUGGUACAGCUACAACUACGGUACCGUCCAUUUCGUCAUCAUGUCGGCUGAACAUGACUUCCUCGUCGGAUCGGACCAGUACAACUGGAUCGUUCAGGAUCUCGAGUCUGUCAACCGUACCCUCACCCCAUGGGUCAUCUUUACCGGCCAUCGUCCCAUUUACGGUAGUUCAUGGGAGGGAUCAGAGGUUGGCAUGUACAAAAACCUCCAAGAAACCUACGAACCUCUUUUACUCCAGUAUGACGUCAACCUCUGUCUCACUGGCCACGUCCACACCUACGAACGUAUGUGCGGUAUGUACAACCUCACCUGUGCCCCAACCGACAAUGAUGCGCCCGUCCACAUUGUCAUUGGUAUGGCCGGUAACACUUACCAAACCACCUGGGAUGGUUCCGACAUUAAAGAUGGAUCCGGUCACGAAGACCAACCACCCUACUCUAUCUUCCGUGCCUCUGCUCAAUACGGUUACACUCGUCUCUAUGCCAAUAUGACCGAUCUCUACUUUGAAUUUGUUGGUAACAAUAGAAAUCAAGUUCAUGAUAGUUUAUGGUUACAUUCUAAAUAUGCCUAA